AUGACUGUCGAGGUCAUUCUAGAGACGCCACUCGCUCAGGCGCUCAACUCGGCUAUACAGCCAAAAUUGAUAGAGGUCGGAUGGAGUGCAGGUGAUGACGCUACAGCGCUUUCUGAAUACAUUAUUCUCAUGCUUGUGAAUGGUAAAAAUCAAGAACAAAUCACAUCAGAACUUGCAGGCGACUUAUUGCAGCUCGGACCAGAUGAUCCUGGUGCUCGAGAAUUUUCUCAAUGGCUCUUCCAGCAAAUUGAGGUGUUGGAUGCUCAGUUGAACGGAGGACAAGAAAUACACAUUCAAGGCGAAACCGACGAAAAAGCAGAUUAUCAACCUAAUUCCCAAUCACAAGAUCUUGAGAUGGGGGACGCACAAAACAGCGGUAAUUACGUACCGACUGGUCCAAAGUCAAUGAGGAAUAAUAACAUACGUGGAAUUGGAAGGGACAAACGCAUAAUGAAUCAUAUCACUAAAACUCUUGAUCGAUCAAAUGAAAAUUUUCUUCACCGCGUUCGACCCCAGGUUGGUAACGAGCGUAUUGGGCGGAGUGUGCCUAUCGGACCAAGACAGCAAGCAGGAACUCCUAGUCGAGGUGGAAUACGCACGCAGAAUAAUCGGGUGAAUCUGAUGGGAAGUCUGCAUAAUGGGGUACACGCCGUGCACAGCAGCCCAGCAGCAAAUAUUAUGAGUAUGGGUCCUCAACAGCAACUUGAAUUAUACACAAUGCUUGAACAACAAUCACGAAUGAUGGCCCAGCUACUUGGAGCUCAGGAACAAGCGAGAAGAGCUGGUCCUAUCGCUAUGGGAAACGAAAGCACCUUCUCACAUCAGCCACGAAAAGGAAGGUCACUUUUUGAUCGCGCACAACAGAACACUCGAGAAGGAUCAAAUAACAUACACAAAGUGCGGGGGAAUAACUACGGAGAUAACCUCAACCAAACGUCCACUGAAAACCAGACCUCAUUAGUGGAUGUUGAAAUGUCCAUCGACAAGAAAGAACUCGACCCAGAAAACACAACUUGUAAAUACAACCUAGCCUGCACAAACAAGGACUGUAAAUUCGCACAUCAAUCACCUGCGGCACCUGCUGGAUCAAACAUCGACUUUAACGACACUUGCUCCUUUGGAGCUGCAUGUAAAAAUCGAAAAUGCGUCGGCAAGCAUCCAUCUCCAGCCCAGAAGAUUGCCCACCAGACAGAACUAGACUGUAAAUUUUUUCCUAAUUGCACCAAUCCCCGCUGUCCGUUUAGACAUCCUAGCAUGCCACUAUGUCGAAAUGGUGCCGAGUGUACAACCGAUGACUGCAAAUACACACACGUAAAGACAAUGUGUAAAUUUAACCCUUGUUUGAACCCGUCUUGCACCUUCAAACAUAACGAAGGACAAAAAAGAGGCAAAUUUGAAGAUAGAGUUUGGACUUCUGAUGUGACAAAGGACCAUGUGAGUGAGAGAAAGUUUGUUAACGAAGAUGGUCCGGAGGAAUUGAUUGUACCCGGGAUAUCCGAAGGUAGGAUGAAUCAGACUUCCCACAAAAGGCAACUAGCUACAUGA
Molecule: messenger RNA, 1545 nt
Organism: Blumeria graminis f. sp. triticale
Lineage: Eukaryota; Fungi; Ascomycota; Leotiomycetes; Helotiales; Erysiphaceae
Source: the annotation of a GenBank genome assembly